Molecule: messenger RNA, 2342 nt
Organism: Scomber japonicus (chub mackerel)
Lineage: Eukaryota; Metazoa; Chordata; Actinopteri; Scombriformes; Scombridae
Product: anoctamin-9
Exons: 24
Coding region: 18-2342 (774 amino acids)
Biological process (GO): chloride transmembrane transport
Cellular component (GO): plasma membrane
Molecular function (GO): chloride channel activity
Source: RefSeq, a predicted model, not a curated record
CAGCACUUAUACUCAUCAUGCCCAUCCACAGGAGGCAGCCCAGUAUUGAAUUACUGGAAUUCAUGGGAGUGGUGAAAGAGAAUGGCAAUGAACAGGCAUCAAUUCCUCCUGUGCACACUCCGCUAUCAUACGACUAUGUCCUGGUUGCCAAAACAAUGGAUAAACAGGAGAGAGAGGUUUUCAAAAAGCAAAACGAAUACAUUGAAGAACUGAAAAAAAAGAACUUGAAAGUCACAAAAAUUAUUGACGAUGAUCUCGUCUUCUAUGGGAUUCAAGCGCCUAAAGAAAUCUUUGAGAAGUACAGGUAUCUGCUCAAAGUGUCUGAUGCCUGUAACUGGAGCUCGGAUCAGAACAUUGUGCCUCUCAGCACCAGGAUAAGGAUUGUCCACUUCAUCUUGAAUCACACCCCCAUCCGUUCAGGAGAGGUUCUGCGGGAUCUCAUGAAGAUGAAGGUUUUUGAGGCAAAGUUCUGCUUGCAUGAGAAAAAGAAACAGCGAGAGCUGAAGGAGAGCUGGGCUCGAUGGACAGCCUGUCUCCAAGGGCAACCCAUAAAUGCUGUCAGGAACUACUUUGGGGAGAAGGUUGCCUUGUACUACCUGUGGCUGGGCUGGUACACAUAUCUGCUCAUCCCGCCUGCUAUCAUCGGGGUUGUUGUCUUCCUCUAUGGCCUUGCCUUCUUCAACAGCUCACCCCUCAUAAAGGAGGUCUGUGAGGCAAACAUAGUCAUGUGUCCACUUUGUGACAAAAAAUGCAAAGUGUGGCAGCUCUCCGACACCUGCACAUAUGCCAAGGUGAGCCUGCUGUUCGACAAUAAUGGCACAGUGCUCUUUGCAAUGUUCAUGGCAGUGUGGGCAACGCUGUUUUUGGAAUUCUGGAAGAGACAUCGAGCUUCUUAUGUGUGUGAAUGGAAAGUGUCUGAUUGGUGUGAGGAUGAGGAGGAACUAAUCCUGGAAAUUGUGAACAAUGUCAACUGUGAGCCCAAAACAUAUAAGCACUCCUAUCUGCGCAGCACUUUGGUUUUGAUCUGUGUGACAGCGAUGAUAUUGGUGAUCAUUGGCCUGACACAUGUGUUGGUGGUGUUCAGGGUGAUCGCAGCAGUGCUCCUGGCUGAGGGAUCAUGGGAGUUUCUCAGCACCCACUCCAACAGCGGAGCAAUGAUGCUGGGGGCCAUCUUCCAUUACUUCAUCAUCACUGUCAUGACGCGGGUCAACAGGGUAGUAGCCAUGAAGCUCUGUGAAAUAGAGAAAACAAGAUCAUUUGCUGCCACAGAGAAGAGUUUCACUGUCAAGAUGUUCACCUUUCAAUUCUUCACCUAUUUCUCCUCGCUCUUCUAUGUGGCCUUUUUUCUUGGCAGGAUAAAUGGUCAUCCUGGUGGUUAUGUGCGAAUUGCAGGGAAAUGGAGGUUAGAAGAAUGUCACCCUAGCGGAUGUCUCACAGACCUGUUUAUCCAAAUGGCGAUUAUAAUGGUUCUCAAGCAAACCAUCAGCAAUGUCUUUGAGUUCACUGGCCCCUGGUUACACAGGUGGUUUAAGAAGAGAAGAACCCAGAAGCUACAAAGGAAAUGUGCCCACUGCUACCUGAAAGAUGAUAUAGAGACCAAAGAGGGAGCUGAACUGUGUGACAACUGUAAGCUUCGAGAUUGGCUCGGCAACUACCGCCUCAAUGACGUGGACUCCUUCAGCCUCUUCAACGAGUUUCUAGAGAUGGUGAUCCAGUUCAGCUUUACCACCAUAUUUGUGGCAGCAUUUCCUCUUGCCCCUCUACUGGCCCUCAUUAACAAUAUCAUUGAGAUACGCUUGGAUGCCAUUAAGAUGGUCACUCUGGAGCGCCGACUGGUUCCCAAGAAAACCAACGACAUUGGUGUGUGGAUAGAUGUGUUGGAGGCUAUUGGUGUUUUAGCCGUCAUUGCAAAUGGGCUGGUCAUCGGUGUAUCUUCUGACUUCGUCCCUCGGCUGGUGUACCGUUACUACUACGGUCCAUGUGUCAACAACACAGCAACAGAUAUUGACUGCAUGGUCGGCUACAUCAACAACAGCCUAUCCAUUGCCCGAAUGGAUGACCAGAACAUAGAGGAGUUUACUUCUUUCCAGAUGAAAACUCAGGGUGGCUUGAAUGUCACUUACUGCAGCUAUAAAGACUACAGGAGCAAUAAGGAUUACAGCCUUACCCCACAGUUCUGGCUCAUUUUGGCUGUGCGCUUUGCUUUUGUCAUCCUGUUUGAGCAUGUUGUCGUCAUAUGCAAGUUCAUUGCGGCCUGGUUUGUUCCGAGCGCUCCCAUGCACGUCAAGAAUGACAGACUCUUUGAUAAACUCAACAGGCUAAAAGAAGAGCUCAGCGUGUAG